This is a messenger RNA of Anolis sagrei ordinatus, 3465 nucleotides long. It is a transcript of the gene PIWIL2, whose product is annotated as piwi like RNA-mediated gene silencing 2. The record is from RefSeq and is a predicted model, not a curated record. Gene Ontology annotation, molecular function: protein binding; RNA endonuclease activity; piRNA binding. Gene Ontology annotation, cellular component: P granule. Gene Ontology annotation, biological process: regulatory ncRNA-mediated gene silencing. Lineage: Eukaryota; Metazoa; Chordata; Lepidosauria; Squamata; Anolidae.
GAAGGGCGUCGUGAGGUGAGGCGACGCGCGUGUGCUUCAGAAGCGCUCGGCAGGGCUUUGGCCGCGUCGGAAAGACAGCAGUAUCAUGCAUCCCACAAAAACGCCGCUCCCAGGCCGUGCUUCUAGCCAUGGUUCUUCUCGUGACCAUGCGCCUGGGGAGCCUGUAUAUUCCAGAGGACGGGCCUUCUUCUCAAGGGUCAGGGUGCAAGGGGAAUCGGAGAUGGUGCAACCAGUCCCAGGACGUGAGCGGCAGGAGUCUUCUGUGGCUGCUACAACUCUAUCCUCCAUGUUCCAGGAACUUGGUUUUGAGAUUCCUCCUACACCUGUUUUUGGUCGAGGAUUUUUAGGCCGAGGCAUAGCAAGUGUGGACACCAAAGUGGUUGCAAAAGCACAGGAUGCACAGACACAGUUGAGAGCUGGUCCAGCUGGAGACAGCAAAGUGGAGGUGGCAGUUUGGGGCCGUGGCAUAAUUCCUUGUGAUGGAGGAGGUGACAUGGCGUCAGUGGGAUAUAGGAAGGCAUCUGUGGGACCUGGCAGAACCUGUGUGAUUCCUCCUGCUCCUAGCACAGGAGUUCUGCAGCCAGCAGUAUUGGAACAGCCCAGUCCAGAGGCUCCUACAGCCGUUUUCGAUGAACACACAGAGAAAAGAGAACCGUUAAUGAAACAAGGCACAAAAGGAAUAACGGCUCCAUUGGCACUGAACGUAGUUAAAAUCCACUGUCAGAAUGAUGCUGUGUAUCAAUAUCACGUGACAUUCAGGCCUGAGGUGGAAUGCAAGACUAUGCGGCUUGGAAUGUUGAAGGAACAUAAGUCUGUGACAGGAGACGUUACUGCAUUUGAUGGUUAUAUUCUCUAUUUACCUCUCAGAUUGCCUCCAAAUGAAGGCCUGAAGUGUCAAAGGAGAACUGAUGGGUCAGAAGUAACGAUAAAUAUUCAAAUGACCAAAAUCCUGGAGCCGAGCUCAGACUUGUGCAUCCCAUUCUACAAUGUUGUUUUCAGAAGAGUUAUGAGAAUUUUAGAUAUGAAGCUGAUUGGGAGGAAUUUCUUUGACCCGACAAGCACCUCUGUAUUACAGCAGUAUAGGUUGCAAAUAUGGCCUGGCUAUGCAGCUAGUAUCCGGAGGACAGACGGGGGACUGUUUCUUUUGGCAGAUGUUGUUCACAAGGUGGUUAGGAAUGAUUCCGUUCUGGAUUUCAUGCAUUCAGUUUACCAGCAGAGUCAAGGCAAGUUCCAAGAUGAGUGUACAAAGCAGCUGAUUGGCGACAUUGUAUUAACCCGCUACAACAACAAGACUUACCGUAUUGACGAUAUUGACUGGAACAAGACACCAAAGGACAGCUUUACCAUGUCGGAUGGAAAAGAGACCACUUUCAUAGACUAUUACAGUAAAAACUAUGGGAUCACAAUCAAGGACCUUGACCAGCCACUGCUCAUUCACAGACCCAAAGAAAGAAAGAAUCCCCCGGGGAAGUUGCAAAGGGGUGAAAUCCUCCUGGUGCCAGAACUCUCGUUCCUGACUGGAAUCCCUGAGAGGAUGAAGAAAGAUUUCAGAAUCAUGAAGGAGCUUUCUCAUCAAAUCAACCUGAGUCCUAAACAACACCAUAUGUCUUUGAGGCAGCUUCUGGACAGAAUUAAGAAGAACAAGGACGCUCACAAUGAGUUGUCACGGUGGGGACUUCACUUGGACAAUGACAUUUGUAAGGCAAAUGGCCGUAUUCUCCCCAUGGAAAGAAUCAACCUAAAGAAGACCACUUUCAAUACUUCGGUGGACCUAAACUGGUGCAAAGAGGUCACAAGGGAAGCCUGCAUCUCUGCAGUUCCACUCCGUUACUGGGCGCUGUUUUAUCCAAAGCGGACGAGGGAGCAAGCUUCUGAACUGGUGACAACGCUGCAGAAGAUCUCAGGCCCUCUUGACAUGGUGUUAAACCCACCUGUUUGGUCAGAACUCAAGGAUGACAGGAUGGAGACCUAUGUCAGGGCCAUCAAAUCAUUACUCACUAGUGAGAGCACCAUUCAGCUGGUAGUCUGCAUUAUCACUGGGACCAGAGAUGACUUAUAUGGAGCUAUUAAAAAGCUGUGCUGUGUACAGACUCCAGUCCCUUCUCAGGUUAUUAAUGCACGAACCAUUACCACUCAACCCCACAAACUAAGAAGCAUCGCACAAAAAAUUCUGCUGCAGAUUAACUGCAAGUUAGGCGGAGAACUCUGGAGCGUUGAUAUUCCUCUGAAACAGUUGAUGAUGAUUGGGAUGGAUGUGUAUCAUGACCCUGGCAGAGGAAGGCAGUCAGUUGUUGGUUUCGUUUCAAGCACCAACCACACUUUUACCCAAUGGUACUCCAAGGUUGUAUUCCAGAUGCCUCAUCAAGAAAUUAUUGAUAGCCUGAAAGUCUGCCUGGUGGGUGCCUUGCAGAAGUUCUACGAGGUCAACCACUUCCUCCCUGAGAAGAUCGUGUUUUACAGAGACGGAGUGUCGGAUAGCCAAAUAAAAAUGGUAGAGAGCUAUGAGGUCCCACAGCUGCAGAAGUGCUUUGAAGCUUUUCACAAUUACAGUCCUAAAAUGGUCGUGUUUGUAGUCCAGAAGAAAAUCAGCGUCAACAUCUAUUCGGCAGCCACGGAUAACUUCACAACGCCUUGUCCUGGCACCGUGAUAGACCAUACGGUCACCAGCCGGGACUGGGUGGAUUUUUACUUGAUGGCUCAUGCACCACGACAAGGCUGUGGCAUCCCUACUCGCUACAUCUGCGUACUAAAUACGGCUAACCUUAGUCCCGAUCACUUGCAGAGGUUGACUUUCAAGCUUUGCCACGUGUACUGGAACUGGCCAGGGACUAUCCGAGUGCCAGCCCCUUGCAAAUACGCUCACAAGCUGGCCUUUCUCUCAGGACAAGUUCUACAUCACGAACCAGCCAUCGAGCUCUGCGAAAAGCUCUUCUUCUUAUAGUUUUGGCAGCUGACACAACUUUGAGGCAGCGGUGAAUGCAGAGGUAACUCUUUGGUGGAGAACACAAGCCAGCCUCAAAUCAAUACCACAAACAUGAACAGCCAAGCUAUUUCACUACUGAACAUUCUUUGGUAAAUAGCAAGCUUAGCAGUGAAUUACUGGCAUUUUUUUUUUUGAUUUUUGUGAAAUAUGAAAAUUUCAGAGAGCAAUACUUUGGACUAUUGUGUGUGUUUCUCUCUCUCCCUCCCUCUUUCCAAAUUCAGAAUUAUACCAUAGCAGAAUUUUCAAUUUGAAUUGAUGAUUAGAAACUCUCUGUCUAUAAUCCCAUCAAUAUUUUAUUUAAUUGAGAUUACAGAGGAAUCCCCAAACCCGUUCUUGUAGGACUGAGCCACACCAAAUGCGGAGCUAGUUUCCAGAAGGUACCAAAUCCAUCUGAACACAUUUUACAGGGACUGAAAAGAAAAGUGCUGAGGAUAUGCAUUCUUUUGCUGUGAAACGCAGUUUUCCAAACCCUGUACAUAAGU